CAAUGAGCGGUCAGGAAAGCGCACGAGCUCUGAGGUUUCACUGUUAAUUAGUUAAUUAGUAAUUGAGGUUAUUGAGAAGAAACUUGAUGGUGUUCGAGGUCUGUCCUGUUCGGUGUUGCCGAGAGGUGAUUUCUGCGUGUCCAGGCAACACAGAGAGAACCAAGUGAGAGGAACAACUGGCCCCCCACCUCCUCACAAUCCUGCUCAAGAGAUGGAGAAGCUCCCGUUGCCUCGUGAUGAUGUUGAUGAUGUUCUUGGGAUGGCCCAGAGCCAAUCAGCAAUGAGUCUGGUUUCAGAGCCAGGGGCGGAGCCUGAUGGAGCAGCGGUACAGGGGGAGGAGCGUCCUGCGUGGGACAGUAAGUUACAGUAUGUCCUCGCCCAGGUGGGCUUCAGCGUUGGGCUCGGCAACGUGUGGCGUUUCCCAUAUCUCUGUCACCAAAACGGAGGAGGAGCAUUCCUGUUGCUGUACAUGCUGCUGCUGCUGCUGAUUGGAGUUCCUUUGUUUUUCAUGGAGCUGGCUGCCGGUCAGAAUAUCCGGCAGGGCAGCAUCGGUGUCUGGAAACACAUCUCGCCACGCCUCGCUGGCAUCGGCUACUCCAGCUGUAUGGUUUGUUCCUUUAUGGCUCUGUACUACAAUGUGAUCAUUGCUUGGGCUCUGUUUUACUUGGGGAAUUCCUUCCAGUACCCAUUACCAUGGCAACAGUGUCCCAUAGAACCCGGCAGUAAUCAGACAGUGAAAGAGUGUGCUGCCAGCUCUCCCACCUCUUAUUUCUGGUUCCGUAAGGCUCUUGAUAUCUCUGACUCAAUUGAUCAAUCUGGAGAGUUUAAUCCCAUCAUAACCGGGUGCCUGCUUGCAGCCUGGGCUAUAGUCUGUCUCGCCAUGAUCAAGGGCAUCAAGUCCUCAGCCAAGGUCAUGUACUUCUCCUCUAUUUUCCCAUAUGCUGUGCUCUUCUGUUUUCUCAUCAGAGGUCUGAUGCUGGAUGGAGCCAAAGAAGGACUCACCUACAUGUUCUUUCCAAAAUUAAAGAUCUGGGGUGAGGUGCAGGUGUGGCGGCAGGCUGCCACUCAGGUUUUCUUUGCCCUCGGUUUGGGCUACGGAUCUGUGAUCGCUUACUCCUCCUACAACCCAAUCAACAACAACUGCCACCGGGACGCCAUCAUGGUAUCUGCCAUCAACUUCAUGACUUCGGUCCUGGCCUCGCUCGUCGUCUUCGCGGUCCUCGGCUUCCGAGCUAAGAACAUUGCCACGGAGUGUGUUGUGGAGAAUGUGAGCAAAAUGUCGGAGAUGGCAGCUUCAGCCAUGGCUCAGCCCUGGUGGCCGUGGUUCAAUAUGUCUGACCCCAGAUCUGUGGAAAUAAAGGAUUACCGGGAGUGGUACAAACAUUAUGGGAGCUUUCUUGGCUCAAAUAUCACCGAUUGUGACCUGGAGAGAGAAAUGAACAAGGGAGUGGAAGGGACUGGUUUGGCAUUUAUAGCAUUCACUGAGGCCAUGGCGCUGUUCCCGGGCAGUCCGUUCUGGUCAGCAUUGUUCUUCCUCAUGCUCCUGAAUCUGGGUAUGUCCACCAUGUUCGGCACCAUGCAGGGCAUCCUCACGCCACUCAUGGACAACUUUAAAUUCCUAGGACGCCACAAGACACUGCUCACCGUGAUGAGCUGUAUCCUGGGCUUCCUGACUGGUCUGCUCUUCACUCAGCGCAGCGGGAACUACUUUGUGACCAUGUUUGAUGAUUAUUCGGCCACUUUGCCGUUGAUGAUCGUUGUCAUCUUUGAGACGAUCAGUGUGGCAUGGAUCUACGGUGCUGACCGGUUUCUGGACGAUGUGCAGGUGAUGAUGAAAUGGCGCCCUCCAGUGAUCUAUAAGUACAUGUGGAAGUAUGUGUGUCUGCUGGCGAUGGUGGGUCUGCUGACUGCUAGCCUGCUGCGCAUGUUCUUCAAGUGGCCCACUUACACAGCGUGGAACCAAACCACGGGGUCUGAGAGCAGCCUGGAAUACCCGGGUUGGGCCUUGGUGAUGCUCACGUUGCUCAUCAUCACUGCUGUCCUUCCAGUGCCUGCUGUUGGCAUACAUUCCCUUCUCGCUCAUAAGCGUGGCCAAUCACAGGCAGAGGGAGACGCUGAGCAUCACAGAAAACGAUACUCCAAAUGUAGUACCACUGAUCCAGAACUCAACAGCCACCACGCUCCUCUGGAUGAAGACGGCAGCCCACCCCGAAGCACCUUCCUGCCCGUGGCUACAGAUCACUACAGGCUUCUCUCGCAACAGGAAGGGGAAGAGGAGGAAGAGGAGGAGGAUGAUACAGAACUGUAAUAAAGGUGGACAAUAAAAAACAGACACUUGAAAUAGUGUCCUGGAGAAGUGAUUGGACAGGAAAUGACUCAAUAGGAUGCUGGAGUGUCUAGCAGGCAGUUGCCAAGGCAACUGUGCUUACAGUGUAAUUUUAAACAUUUUAAAGGUGUGCAGAAUUCAUAAAUGAUGAAGUGGGCUCUGUGAAGUAGAACAAACUCAGAUUUGGAAAAGAAUCAACACAAUCACAGUUAUCGCGAGUUAGAAACCAAACUGGAGUUGGUUGGAGUGAUUGCAUCCUUGAUACUGAAGCACUGAGGCAUGUGUCAUAAAAGCAAUAACUUAAACACUAUAUCAGUUCCUGAUUCAUUCUGCAAUAAGCACAGAUCCAGUGAUGACAAAUGCUUCGUUUUGGCGCAAGCCAAAUUUUGACUGGUUUGGAAACUGAUUCCAAAGAAAAGUAACCUCUGACAUGCGAUUUGAGCGUUGUUUAAGGACGUAGUGUAUUUGAGUGAAUUAGUCAUACAGACAUACUAGAUUUUGUAGCUAUGGAACCAACAAAGUCAUAUUCUGAAUAUAUAAUUUUUUUUUAUUUUUAGGAAAAACUUGGAUCAGUAAAUCAGAUUAAUCUCUCGUGUUUCACUGUUCAGUUAAUGAACUAAUAGAUGAUGAACUUACUGGGUUAAAUGUAAAUGAACAAGUAUGUUUGUACUUCUCAACAGGUUAAUUGUAGUUCCAUGAAACACCUUGACUUUGCAGCUUGGACACAUCGUCAGUGAUGAACCCAGGGUCAUUGGGUGUUUCGGGUCUUACAUCAGACACCCUCACUUGGGCAACCCAACCGGGGAUGAUCAGUCCCCGGUUUAUGUCCAAGCAGUGCGCUACUCCAUGUAUCUCCCCUCUUGAUCCACAGCCACCUUGAGGCUUUUUCGGCAGCCUCACUGAUGUUUCUGGUGGCUCUUCUUUCUAGCAACCCUCUGAUGCCAAGGAGCCUGAAUGCCCGGUGCACAGAUUGCCCUAGAAAACCCCUGCAGCCCACCUCGAUUGGCUCACAGCGGGCCCUCCAGCCACUCUCUCUGCAGGCCUCUACCAGCUCCAGGUAUUUGGCCUUCUUGUGUUCGUGGGCCUCCUCCAUCCGGUCUUCCCAGGGGACUGUAAGCUCCAGCAGCACUACUUGCUUAGUGGACUCAGAUGUUAAGACCAAGUCUGACCUGAGUAACGUCCUUGCAAUGCGCUCUGGGAACUUCAGCUGCUUCCCAAGGUCCACUUUCAAUUGCCAGUCAUGGGCUGUGGCUAGUAGCCCAGUCGAGACCUUGUGUGUCACCUGAGGUUUCUCCCCUGCCCUAACGAAGGUGAUGAUGUGCCUUGAUGGGAGCUGGUGUUUCCUCUGCUGGAUUCCGGUGCAGAUUGCAUCAGCUACUGCCUUCAGCACCUGGUCAUGGCACCAGGUGUACCUUCCCUCUCCCAGGGCUUUAGGGCAGCAGCUUAAGAUGUGCUCUAGGGAGCCUAGUCCCAGGUACAAUGGGCAUGCUGGUGUUUCUGCUAGCCCCCAGCAAUGCAGGUUGGAUGGGCUUGGGAGGACAUCAUACACCGACUGGAUCAGAAACUUGAGUCUUGCUGGCUCUGACUUCCAAAGCUCUGUCCAAGUGAUCUUCUGUGCAGAUGCAUUAUUCUAAUUGGUCCAAGCUCCUUGCUGGCGCAUGGCCAUGGACCUGCUGCGGCGUUCCACCUCUGCACGGAUCUCCGCCUGGACCAUCUGACGUCUCUCUUUCCCCUGGGCUUUGUUGUAGCGUGGUCUUGUGUAGCUACCAAGCCCAGCCCGUCUGACUGCCACCGAACCAACCAAGAUGCCAUGCCUCAACCUCGCUUCAGCCUGUUCCACCGCCUCCUGCGCCUUCCACUUCCUUCCGGUUCUGACGGUGAUGCCUGCGGAGGAGACUCUGUUGUCGGCUGAGUCUCUGUAAAGUAGCACCUCCCUGGCUCUGGUGACUUUGAACUCCUCUGUCAGACCAGUAAAAGGAAGCUGCGGCUUGUUGGUGUGCCCAUAGAGGGCAAUGCUACUUAGGCUCUUUGGAAGGCCCAGCCACCUGCGCAGGUACUGGCUGAUGUUGCACUCGAAGCCCUCCACGAUGGUUAUUGGAACUUCAUAUAUCAACAGUGGCCACAGUAGUUUCGGCAGGAUACGAUGUUGAUAUAUCCAUGCCUUGAACUUUCCUGGAAGACCUGACUUAUCCACUGCUGAUAGCCAGAUUUUCAGCUCCGCAUGCGUUGACUGGACUGCUGCCUCGUCUCUCAGGGUGCUGUCAAAGAUCUUCCCCAGGCUCUUGACGGGCUUCUCCGUCACUGAUGGAAUGAGGACUCCAUCCAAGUUGAAGUGGUACUUUUCCACCACUCUACCUUUCCUCAGGACCAGAGACCUGGAUUUGGCUGGCUUGAACAUCAUUCUCACCCAUGUGAUGAUCCUUUCCUGUCUACGCAGGAGCGAACGGCAUCCUGUCACUGUUGCUGCUGUGACCAUCAGGUCGUCCAUGAAGGCUCGAAUUGGAGGUUGGCAAAUGCCCGAUCUGGACAUUCCACUUCUGCUGCUUUGACCAUCAUGUUCAUCGCUAGGGCAAACAGCACCACUGAUAUGGUGCAACCAGUGAUGAUGCCUUUCUCUAAUCGAUGCUAUGCUGAUGUUGUUGUCCCAGAGGUGAAUCUCAGACUAAAACUAGUCCCAAAUGAGUUCGUUGAUCUUCUCCGGUACGUGGUAUGUUGUCAAAGCUGUUGACACAAGCUUGUGUGGAAUGGAUCUGUAGGCAUUGGCAAGGUCAAGCCAAAUAACUGCCAGGUCCCCUUGGUUUUCCCUUGCCUCCCUUAUCAACUGAGUGACCACUCCUGUGUGUUCUAAACAGCCUGGCAUGCCUGGAACUCCUCCCUUCUGCACUGUUGUGUCAAUAUAGGAAUUCCUCAGGAGGUACUCAGUUAGCCGGUUAGCAAGAAUCUUGAAAAAGAUCUUGCCUUCCAUGCUGAGCAGGGAAAUGGUGCGAAACUGUGAGAUGUUGCUUGCAUUCUCCUCCUUAGGUAUCCAGACACCUUCAGCAUAUCGCCACUGCUUGGCUGUCUUCCCCCUCCACCAUACUACCUUGAUGAGUCUCCACAGCCUCUCAAAUAGAUAAUAGAUGUAAUGUAACAUAGAAGUAUGCUAUAAUGACUUUUUUUAUUAUUUAUACAUUAUUAGAUCAUUAUUAAAUCAUCAUUAGUGUGACCAAUUGCUUUUAUUAAUUAAAAAAUAAUAUUGCAAUACUUUUUAUCCCCCGCUGGCUGAAAGGCCUGAAGGGGGAUUAUGUCGUGGUGAUAUCCGUCUGUCCAUCCCGGGAAGGAUGCUCACCUUCUGAAAUCAACUCCUCUCUCAGUUUUUGGAGGAAUUUCACAAAACUUGGCAGGAUUUUUUAUUAUAUGUCAGUGAUAUGCAUAUUGUAACUUUGUUAAAUUUGGUCACAUUUUACCAGAGUUACAGCCCUUGAUUUACAAAAUUAUACUUUGACAAUUUCAUGAAUGUGUGUUUUCCUUCUGACAUCUACUCCUCUCUCAAUUUUUGGAGGAAUUUCAUGAAACUUGGCAAAAGGCCUUAUUAUAAUGACGGUAAUACACAUAUUGUGAUUUAAUUUCGUUUGUGAAAAUUUUCCCAGAGUUUUGACCCUUGAUUAAAUUAAAUAACUUGUACUUUGACAAUUUCAUGAAGGUGUAUGUUCUUCUGAAAUCAACUCCUCUCACAAUUUGUGGAGGAAUUUCACCAAACUUGAUUCUUUGUUAUAUGUCGGUAAUAUGCAUAUUGCAAUUUCGCUCAAUUCAGUCGCAUUUUACCAGAGUUAUGGCCUAGUUGCCAGUGAGGGAUAUUGUGCUCUCAGAGUGCACUUUUAUUUUUCAAGGCACUAGAAUGCACCGAUUUGUUAGCCAGAAACCCAAAACCUAGCACUUCAUAGAUUACGAUCUGUACUGGUAGUCCUGCUUUUUCAUCACAAGAUGCCACAAGCAUCUCAUCUGCAUUGGGCUGAAAAGCUUCAAGCAAUUAAUUCUUAUAAAACAUUUAAGAGGAAAGCUUUAUUUUGCUAUCACUAGCUGGAAAUUUUAUUUUGAUGUGCGCAUAUGAUGUUUGCAUCAUUCUGCAGAUUAUUUACCCCGUUUUUCCAAAUCCUGACAAAAAUAUCCAGUACUAUACAAGCUGAGUUAACACUGGUAGUUCCUAAGUGCAAGAUUGAGAGUAGAGCCAAGAAAUGUGCUCAGUCAGUGUGUAAGAUCAGUGUGAAUGCACACUCUCAUUCCUGUGUGCUGAGCGCACACAGCCUGAAACAGCAAGAGGGAUACCAGAUCACUAGCAGUGGGUUUGGUAUGCAGUUUAACGAAUAUCAGGCUACUCUGCUCAUGUAAUAUAAAAUUUUAGUCAGUAAGGAUCUUAAAAUUAGAUAA
Messenger RNA from Neoarius graeffei (lesser salmon catfish), 6733 nucleotides. It is a transcript of the gene slc6a16a, whose product is annotated as solute carrier family 6 member 16a. The record is from RefSeq and is a predicted model, not a curated record. The coding region runs from base 212 to 2308 and encodes 698 amino acids. The transcript is spliced from 12 exons. Gene Ontology annotation, cellular component: membrane. Gene Ontology annotation, biological process: sodium ion transmembrane transport. NCBI's taxonomy places the organism in Eukaryota, Metazoa, Chordata, Actinopteri, Siluriformes, Ariidae.